CCGCUUCACCUUCACAAGAAGUACAAGCAAAUUCUCAAAGCAGAGCUCAGAUUGAAGCAGGGAGAGUAGCUUUAAUCUGAUAAAAUUUUCUACAAAUCUCUGCCACCGAUCACCAAAGCUUAUGGGACUAUUUGUGUAGUGGCUAAUGUUGCUUUCCAUUUGGGACCAUAUCGACUUGAACAUAUUGCAUUUCUCCACAAAUUAGUAAUUUCAGACUUUCAGGUGUGGAGGCUUCUUACAAAUUUCUUUUUCCUUGGAAACUUUUCUGUAAAUUUUGGAAUUCGUCUCCUCAUGAUAGCUAGAUAUGGAGUUCAGCUGGAGAAGGGGCCGUUUGAAAGGUGGACAGCAGAUUUUCUGUGGAUGAUGAUUGUUGGAGCUCUUUCAUUGCUGGCUUUUUAUCUACCAUGGGCAAUGCUUGCUUUGGAUGUUUUAUUUGGUUCCCCUCUUAAGCCGGACCUUAUGGGGAUAAUUGCCGGGCACAUAUACUACUUCUUGACAGUGCUGCAACCUCUUGCUGGGGGAAGAAACAUUUUAGCAACUCCAACAUGGGUGCAUAAACUUGUUGAAGGUGGAAGACUUGGGGACCCUACAAAUGCCCAUGUCCAACAAGAUAGGGCAACCGGCGUGGCAUUUAGAGGUAGGAGUUAGAAUUCAUCCCCUGGUGAAGGCUUUUCUUUCAGGAGACUCUGGUCAUCUUGAAGAAUCUAAUUAUUGGAAGCUGCAAAUGCUUUAGCAAUAAUACAGAUUUCUUAGACUGUAUAGCAUGUUUUUGUCAAAAGGGUUAGAUCUUGAGGAACGAGGACAAAUCUGAUUUGAUUAUGUUUACAUGGCUAUCACGAAUAUUACCUUUAUGUAAAAAUUAAUAAUGAGAAUGACCCUUCGGCUAGAUGGUCAUGUACCCCAAACUCAAAUUCAAUAAGUUGAUUUGGGAGCUCUCCCUUUGAA
Theobroma cacao (cacao) is the source of this 945-nucleotide messenger RNA. NCBI's taxonomy places the organism in Eukaryota, Viridiplantae, Streptophyta, Magnoliopsida, Malvales, Malvaceae. The record is from RefSeq and is a predicted model, not a curated record.